AAGCAACUCAAAUCAGUUUGAUUGAUCUUCACAUCAAAACAAGCAAAAAGUUUUCAAUGGAUGGAUGAUUGCACCCAAUUCGUUCUUGCUCUGUGACGGUGAGAAGGGUUGCGAGCAAGUGGCCGAGUCGGCUGGAAAAAUCUUAGUGAAUGCUACCGGCGAUCCUCGUCGCUGCCUUCACAAUGCAAUUCAGCUCUGCAAAAUGAGAUGAGUUUUGAAAACGUCAAUAUUCUUCGUUCACUUCAAUUGACAUCUUUUGGCUAUUUCGUGUGCUGAGCUGGGCAGGCAUUGGAAAUGUCUGCGCUGCGCUGGGUGCGCGACCUGGUGGGCAAGCCAAAGCAAGAUGCACAGCCACGCCAAGAGUCACCUGGCGAGCUGCCGCAAGGCACAGAGCUAGGAAUAUGGCAUCUGAAACAUUUGCUGAGUGAUUACAAGAAAUUGUCUCAGGCCGAGAAGGACUCGCAGUUGAAGAAGAUGAUACCGCUGUUCUGCAAGGUGUUCUCUGAUAGAGCCAACGAGCUUAGUAUGCGACUGCCAGAAGCCAAGGAUUUCGCUGGAGAAGUGUCUCGAGUUCUUGUAACAGAAAUUCAGCACAGAGCGAUCAAUUUGAGUGCAAAGGAAGCGUGCCAGGUGAUAGCCUCGUACCUGGAGGACCACAGCCAGGACACUAAUCCAACACAAGCGCUGGUCGGCGGUACGGGUGUGCGCGAGCCGAACGACGGCUGGAACAUGCUGCAAACCGUACGUCUGCUUGCCGAGUCCAUGGCUAGUGACGUGCUGCUGUCCCUGGCCCGCUCCGGCCUGCCGUCCACGCUGACCAAGUGCCUGUAUCUGUUCUUUGAUUUGCCACCGCUGCCGGCGCUGCCCUCUGACGAGGCAACCGGCGGUGCCAGUGCUGCAGAGGGUGGCGCAUCAUCAUCGGAGUCGGCAAGCCGUCGGCAGCAUCGUCUGUUGAACGUGUUCAGCGACUCGCCGAGCGCCACACAGCCUCGCCUGGACCCCGGCACGCUGGAGCAGCUGGCCGUGCUGCACAAGCGGCGCGUCACGCUGCACGGCGAGUUCACCAAGGCGCUGGUCGCGUGCUGCCAGGCGAGGGCGGCGGCCGAGGACAUCGUCGACCAGGACGACCUGUGCCGGCUGUUCGGCAUCGUGACCACCUACUGCCCACCGCACUGUCGGCCGUGGAGAAAGCUGUCGUCGGACGUGCUGAUCUGCAUGGCGCGCUGCUCUCUGAGCCCAGCCAUUGUGAACUACGUGCAUCGGCGUAACUGCAUGUCGCUGUGCAUACACAACAUGAACAAGAGCAUGAUGGAGGGCGUCAGUCCGCUGGAGCUGAUCGAGAUGAUGGUGACACUGUCGUGUUUUAUCAAGGACGCCAGCGAGACGUCGUACAUACUGCUGGACGACUUCCGCGUCGGCCAAGGCUAUCGGUUCCUGUCUGAUUUUCUUCUGCGCAUGGAGACCUCUCAGAGCAAGGAUGCGCCAGCAGCGAUGCGUAACAUGGUGUUACUGGUGUCAAACCUCACCAAGACUGGCUUUGUGGAGCUGCAACCGCCCAAGAUGGAUGCCUCGCCUUUCCAGGCCAGGGAUUUUGUCUUGCCGACGCCUAGCGGAACUGACAGUGUACGGAAUAUCCUGGCCUUCCAAGUCUUACAGGCAUCCUUCAUGAAGGCACGCACGGAGUCGCUAUGCCUGCGCAUCGUAGAGAUUAUCUUCAACAUUUUCAGCAUUGACCCGGCUAACUUCUUCAUCCUGGAACAUCAGCAGACGCUAUCUUGCUUUGUGGAAAAGAUGCACGAGAAGACCAUACCUGUCCAGGAACUAGUGUUGAAGCUGGUCGAGUAUGUUGUCUGCUCUCUGAACUACAUCCCGUGUCCAUCACUCGUCAGUAUGAGUAUUACACUGAAGGUAGCAAGAAUUCCCACUGUGUUGGCCAUCAUGAUUCUGCUGAAUAAGCUGGUGAAUUUCGACGCAAAGUUCCGUGCAAUAUUCCGUGACCUGAGUUUAUUGGACAGCAUAAUCUACAACCUGGAGCAGUUCAGUGUUUCGUCUUAUCACCAUGCUGAACGGGAAGGUCGCCUGGAAGCUGCGCUGUGUCACAGUGCAGGAGGCAUGCGUCCGAUGUCGCCCGCUGUCAUGUCUGGGCAGAUGACCCCGGUGAGAGGUGCGGCUGAACUCAACGAGAGGGCCAUGAAAGAUGCCAGUACCCUGGAGAAAGAGGCUAUCCAGCAUGCAAUUGGUCGUUGGAAGUGUUCCUCUGUGGAGUCUACGCCGAAUGCAGGAAGCAACAGGGCAAACGAUAUGGAUAGCACACUGACUACGGAGGAGUGUCUGCGUCAGUCAGUGUUCUGUCUGUGUACUUUGCUGACGGACUCUGCGGAGAACGUGGCCGUCUUCCAUGGCAGUGAUGGUCUCAACAUUCUGGGCAGGAUGAUUGAGGUGCCUGGGCUGUCACGUGACCUAGGACUACAGAUCUAUUCACAUCUGAUUGUGACGUCCAGUACAGGCGAUGAAGAGAUGAGCGCACUGCUGGGCUUGUUGCAAACUCUACCAGCGCAGGCCGUGGAGCUGAAGACGGCCAUCUUGCAGUGCAUCCAGCAGACGUUCGUACGGCACGGCGAUCGCACACGCGCCAUGUUCCGCAACGUCUCUGGUUUUGCGUACGUUAUCAACGUUGCAGCUAGCAUGUCCGACAGCUUACAACAACCACCACCACAGGCGUGGCUAUCAGUGAAGCGUCCUGACGUACUGUCUCUUGUACGUCACAUCAUCUCACUGAUGACUGAAGUGAUGAAUGAGGACGUGGCAAACAUGUACAUUCUACAUCAGUGGAAUCCACACCCGACAUUCAAUACCUCCAAUAUGAUAACAUCGCAGACGCUGACGUCUGCGUUGCGUUUGCUGGGUUGCUUUGCGGCGUCCGUGCAAGAGCUACCGCAUUACUCGGUCUACGAGUGUGAAUCUCUCAGCCAGGCUGCUGGUGAAUCGUUGUCCUUGUCAACGAGUGAACUGUUUGCUGCGUUCCGCCACACCAGUCUCUAUUCGUCUGCGGAGGUGAUUGGCUGUGUGUAUGCUAUGGCUAUGGGCCAGCACAUCAAUGGCAGCAAGCCUACCGACUUCUACAACGGAGAGCUGGAAGAGGAGAGUGGAUAUCGUGGCUGGGCAUUGCCAACGGCUAGUGGUGAUCUGAUCUACCCGUUCGCUGCUCUGGCCAUGCUGGAAAUGCUGGCAUCUCUGCAGCCACACCACGACCAGUCGGCGCGGUCCGUCUCGUCCUUCCUCGACGCUCACCUGCGCAGCCGCGGAAGCCUCAUGCCGCGCACUUGCGCUGAGACAACAGAAGGACAGGCGGUGAUCGAUGAGGAAACGACUCACUCGGCCAGUUCCGGACGCCAGCAGAUGGCCUCUCCCACAGGUAGCAGCCAGCGUAGCAACCGACUUUCGAUGAGUCGACGGAAAAGCGGCGAGGCCAUUGUCAAGCAGCAUCGGCGACAGGGCAGCUCUGGAAGUGUAGGCACAAUAAGCAGCUCUAAUAGCACCGUGUCGUCACCUCACAAGGAGGACGGUGGUGUGCUCGAUGACGAGAGGAAUAUCCAGGCUGGCGGACCCAGUGUGGAACUGGACGGUGAGCACCUGGACCGCGUCACCAAGGUCCUCAUGAUCAAGUGGUGUCAGCAUCUUCAGGAGAGAGUGGCCAACGUCCUCUGCCGUAUCAUCUCGUCGGAGACCAAUCAGCAGCGUCUAUGCUCUGCGGAUCUGCUGCCGUUACUGCUGUCUUCGUGUCGCUUGGCCCUGGCGUCAGAGCAGCACCCGCUUCACCAGUGCGCUCUAAGAGCCGUGGAGAGGCUGGCAUCGCAGGCCAUGUCACCGGCAGAUCUACGUGAGUUUCUUCGCCUGGGCAACCCAUUGAACUGUUCGCUGCACAACUCGGCGGCGUUGAAGGCGCGCUGCGGCUCCCCUCCCCCGCCCAUCAACAACAUGGAAGAGGUGCUACUCGUAGAGAGCUACGUCAAUCCAGAUCAAGCUCCAUCGUCAAUGCUCUCCGCAGAGUCGUCGUUGGAGCAGGCCGAAUCUGAGGACGGUGCCGAUAGUCGCAGGCCGUUCGAGCCCUCCGACCUGGCCGGUUGCGAGCUCCUUGGCCGCCGCGUCCCGUUGUCACGGAUACAAUCGCUGGUAACCCUGGCGACGCCACGCUCCAGCCUGGCGUCGACCACCGUGUGUCCGCCGUAUAUAGAGUUCAAGAUGGCGGCGGACGGCUACGGCUGUAUCAUGGCACCACCUAUUGCAGUGGCACCGGUGUUUGCAUCCUCACCGGCCCCGCUGCUGGUAGCCGCCAUAUCUUCUUUUUCAUCGACCAACACGCUCAGCUCCUCGUCGCAGGCGGCAACACCAAACUAUCGCCAGUUCCCGCCACCGAAUGGCCUAUCUGUGUCCGCCUGGGUGUACAUCGAAACGUUCAGUUCCCCGCUGGCCGAUGCACACCCGCUGCGCUUGCUGACUAUCAUUCGUUCACAGCAGCUACCGGACAAGCCACACCGCGCCAGCGUGUGCCUGAGCAUUAGCCUGUCGGCCAGGGAUCGAAUGCUCGUGGUGAGUACAAGAGAAGUGGAUACGGUGACAUCGUGCGGCGACUCCACUAGUGCAAGCAGUGCGAUGGGCACGUCGGACGAGGACGGUAUUCUUCCGGACGGUAGCAGCAGUGACUCGCAACACCAGGCACGCUUCUUCUGCUCUGGCCUGACGCACGUAGGCACGUGGCAUCACGUGUGCGUCGUCUUGAACAACCCGCUGAUCAAGGGGCGGACGGCAUCCGUGUACAUGGACGGGCAGUUAGUGCAAACCAAAAAGCUUUCGUACAUCCAGACGCAGAUGCCGGGCACGGCAUCCUAUCCCGUACCCACUGACGUCACCGCCGCUAACAGUCUAUAUCCAGUGCUGGUACACGCCGUGUUUGGCACGCGCCGAUGCUUGAAGCGCGUAUCAGCGUUGCAGUGGAGACUGGGGCCGGCGCAUAUCAUUGAUGAACCACUCUCAGCGGGCACGGUCAAGUGCAUCUUUGAUCUGGGACCGUGCUAUGUCGGUAGCUUCCAGGCACCUUAUGGUGUUGGCGAGCGUGACUGUGAAGGCACGGUAUCCGCUGGGUCUCUUGUGGCCGAGGAGAAGAUCUCAUUUGGAUUGAACGCUCUCAGCUUCACAGAUAUGACGAUGGACGAUCUGCUGGCCAGUGGAGGAGAUAGGGAUGGAAUGAAGUUUCUGAGAGAGGAGCUGCAGUCUCUCGGCCCUCUGCACAGCGGGAUGCCAAUGCGUUUGUUUCACAACACCACCAUGCAUCUCAACGGAUCAGGGCGCUCGUUUGGCGGUGUCGUGCUGGGCAACUUCCUCUACAGUGUUCGCUGCUUCUUACCUCAGCCUGUCUCCACUGCUAUUGGUAGUGUUGGCGGUAUUCAUCUCUUGCUUGGUCUGGUGGCACAGGCUACCGACGUGCAGAUGCUGUAUGCAGCUGUCAAAGCGCUGGUGUGUGUGCUCACAACCAAUGCUGGCGUGAUGCAGGAAAUGGAGAAGACCAAUGGCUUUCAGGUGUUAGCAAUGUUAUUGCAACAGCGCCGUCAGUACCUGAACACACACAUCCUUCACCUGACCUUCUCACUGGUCGGAACGGUGGACAGUAAUCGCGAGAGCACCGCCAUACCUCACCCGAGAGCGUUCAGCGACCUGCUCUGUGAUCUUCAGUUCUGGAUGCAGACGUCGGAGGACAUUCAGAAAACUCUUCUCGCUCAUUUCUACGACCUCAUUGUCGGCUGCAGUGAAGCAAGGAAGAACAUUGAGAUCCUGCGAGGCAUGCAGAUGGUGGAGCGUCUUCUCGACAUCAUGCUCUAUGAGAACAUCAGUCUGAGCAUUGCUAAGUGCAUACUGAAUGUUGUGGCCGUGCUACUGCGCGGAUAUCCAAGUGCAGCAGACCUGCUCUGCUUUGGUCAGUUCUUGAUCUCCACACUACCAGCAUCCUCAGCCGUACAAGAAGAGGCUCCGCUGCCAUCCAUUGAUAACUCAGCACUAAGAGCUAGAGCAGCGAUAAUGAAGGCGGCUAGUGAAGAGGCACGGGACGGUGGAGACGAUGCUGCAUUCGCAGAGGCCGCCGGCAAGGAGUCCGCGCCGGUCAAUGUUCCUACAUCCACCAAGUUACGUCUACAUCGGCAAGAGCAGCAGGCUAUGGUUUCCGGUAGAAGCAAUGAGCCUUGUCCUGCUACAUCAGAGGAGAUGACAGGCAGUGACACAUUACAGCUGUCGUCAUCAGCACCAUCAUCGCAAUCACCGCUAGCAGAUGAUUCGAGUAGUGAGGCGGCACUAGCAGCUGUUGCCGGUGACAACAGUGGCACGGAGGCACGCCGACAGCAGUCCACGUCGUCCGAUUCCCUGCAGCCGCUGGAGAAGACGUCUGCCCACCGCUGCACUAGCUCACCGGCCAGUGAACUCGCCGACUUGCCAUCGUCUACGUCGACGCCGUCGCAACUGAAGACGUUGUUGAGCAGUCGUCACCGCUCCCAGAGCAUGGACGAUCUCGCCGACAGCUUUGACGGCAAGCCACAGGCGUCGCCCAUCGGGAAGCUGCGCGAUCAAGGACUGUCGCACAGUUUCACCGAGGUCAGUGCUACAUCUCCGCUGUUGUCCGCCGACACCUCACGCAAGUCCAUCCCUAGUAGUAGCUCAGCCGGCGGCAUCUCCGACUUCUUGAAGACGACGAUCGGUAGCGCGGCCGAGGCUCUGCCCAGGAUGCGAUCGAGUGGCUCACAGUUUGCCAGUCGUACGUCGCACGCUAGCAACCUGUCGACCACCUCGUUUUCCCCACUGGCAGUGCCGCUGAAUCGCAUCAUGGAGUUUGAGAAGGAUGUGCCGUCGGCGCUGGCCAAGCGUAACAUGUUGCUCGACUUUCUCGAGCACUCGCUACGCCUGGACUCUCUGGAUGUGGAUAUGAAGGCCGCAUCAACGGUGGCCGAAGUGCUCGGCAUCGACUGGUUGUUGCUCUUCAUGCACGUGCACAUACACCGCAGCUCCGUGGUGCGUGCAUUGCGCGUUCUCUCCGUCUUGCUGUCUGUACCCACGCUGCAGUGCAAGUUCAAAGCUGGCCAUAUCAUCGGAAACUGGAGUGCCAAGCCAGGCACAGACGCAGCGCUGAUCACUGCUGGCCAGGGCGUGUCGCGUGGAUCACGGCAGUCGUCGGUAGAUGUGAUGCCCGGGUAUCCAUCACUAACACGCCUGCUAACAGAUAACGGUGGAACAUUCCAGAUCCUGUACAUUCUGCUGGCAAUCCUGACGAACACGCCCGUGGUGAGAAUCCCGACGUUUAUCAAGGAGCUGACGACGAAGAGCCUGGAGGACAUAUUCGACACGACUCUGUUCGACGAUCCGUUCUCCUCACUAAUUGUACCGGCAGUGGAUGGACAUGCACAGUCAGGUGGAAUGUUCAUGAUCGGGGCAUCACGGGCACCGCUGAUGCCUGUACAAAGUCCUGAUAUGGCUCUGGUCGUCCUGGCUAUUGUACGCGCCAUGAUGAAUGCUGUACCGGGCACAGACUUGGCGAACACUCCCGACAAUCACCCCACACUGCUGCUGAGUAUGAUGCUAUCCGUGUACAUGCACUCGCUGGACUUCAGCCUGUUUGCAACCUCGCGGCCGUUCCUGUCCGCGCUCGUCUCCUGUCUGUUUGUGAGCAAGCCGGAAGCAGAGCGUGAGAUGAGUACGUCGUCCGUACCCAAGGGUAGUGGUAGUUCUGCUGCUACUGCUGCUGCUGGUCUAAGUCUAGAGACUCCGAUAGACGAGGACGAGGAUGAUGAAGAGUUUGUGGUCAUUGACACGACAGCAAUGGCGACGCUAGCGUCUGCAGAGACUGCUCCCAAAGCAGGACUGCCACCGACAGUCAGUACUGGUGACAGAUCGUACAGUCCAAUCACCGGUGGUGGUGCUGGUGAUGGUAAAUCGUAUCCACCGACAGUACCGGACACAGCCAGUGGCACACUGGCCAGCAACACCCUCAACUCUCACCCGGCACGUGACCAGGUCAUGAAGCUGCUGACAGCCGUAGCGCUGGACAGCCUGCUCGUGUGUGGUGCAGCCGGUGCUAGUGGUGCUGCUGGUACUGGUGGUGCUGGCAGUGGUGGCGCUGCCGACAAGUCUGCGCAGUCCGCCAUGUCGGCUGCGUCGCAAUCCAGCACGCUCUCGUCUUCAGCAUCGUCGUUGUCCGGUAAACCGAGCAUCGACGUGAUCGACACGAUUCUGGAGUUGAUCAACAACACUUCGCUGAACGCGACGGUCAGCUCCAAUGUGCAAGCGCUGUUCCUGACUAAUGUCUCAAAGAAACUGGCUGCUCUGCGGCCACUGGUAGCUGCCUCGCUGUUCUCGGCGUAUCGUGUUGCGGAGAACCAGACAUCCCCUAUCACACACAAUGGACAUCGCCCGCUGGCUAAAUUCAUUGCUUUCUGUGCACGCCUGGCAGAUAAGGCUUGGCAAGGUGUAUUUAGUGACAGUCUGAUGGAGUUGCUCUCGUUUCUCACCGUGGUGGUAGCUGAUGGAUUAGCUCCACCGAAGACGUCCAGCAAAUCCUUGUCACCCGGCCAUCGUUUCUUCUCCUCUCCUUUGUCUUCACCGUCUCAUCAUGGCGCCAAGUCACCCAACAGCAGAGGCAGUAGCAGUAGUCAUGUUCCGCACCGUGGUCUUCAGGCACCGCCUAGUUCAGAUGCCACGGGUCGCUGUGCCAGCAUCUAUCGCUGUAUCAACCGUAUCAUCCUGUAUGUGUUGUCACUCGGCAUGGAUGGCAGCACAGGCAGCGACACCAUCAUUCAGAACUUGCUUGAGUGGAUGAUAGAGAACCACCGGCUGGUGUUUGGCGCGGCGAACAAGGACGCUGAGUUCCUAGCAUGUCUUGUCCAUCACCUGAUCUCACUAUGUCAGGACGGUCUAGAUGCAGCUCGGCGUGCGGGUACUGAACAACCUGUCACUGCUGGAGCACCGCCACCAUACUCGUUAAGCGAUCAUACUGCCGAGAGCUCAUCGUCCUCGGCUUCAGCAGCAGCAGCAGGUGCGGCUGCUGCUGGCUCACCGCCCGCCUACACGGCAUCGCCAAGCCCGGCCACGGCAAAGCGCGAGAGUUUCCUGGUGUCGUCUUGCAGGAACCUCCCGCCGGGUGCAUCGGUGGGCAAGUUCGCGCUCAUGCUCUGGCCAAUGCUCAUUGCAGCGAAGAAGAAGGAGGUUUGUGAUGUGUUGAAGAUCCAAGAUGUACCCAACUUCCCAGCAAGUCUUCACUCACCGGAGCUGAUUGUCUCCACAAGAGCUUCACUGGCAGAUCAGGAUCAGAAGAUCUGGCUGAACUACAUCACCGGCGAAGACAAGUAUCAGGAUUCGCUGGCUCCGUCAUCCAGUCUGGCUGGCAAGACAGCGAAUCGUCGCAAGGGCAUGUUCUUCCGGCGUGCCAAGUCUGAGGAUAGACAAGAUGUAGAUCCUGCGCAACUUGAGGUUCUGCUGCACGUUCAAAGCUGUGAAAACCUGGCGCUGGUCAAGUCGCACAUUUCUCUCAAGCGCCGUGGCUUACAAGUGGCAUCGCUGCAAGCCAAUCGCUAUGCAUUGCAGGAGUGGCGCAGGGUGGAGGGCGAGCUACUGCGUGAGCGUGGCAUAUGGGGACCCAGCGAGCAGUCUGCACUCAGCAAGUGGAAGCUGGAUCUAAUGGAAGGACCUGGACGCAUGCGUAAGAGACUUGUUCUGAACGAUAACUUCUAUUCACACUACCCAUUCCGAUCGGAGCAGGACAAACGGAUAGAGGUUCCCGGUAAGAACAAGUUUGCACGCAGUGCGCACAGUAAGAUCUACUACCACCACUAUGUCACUGGCGACCACCGGGUCAACAUCUUUGAAAGCCUGCUCAGCGGAGGCGAUGAGGAGAGACAGCGAUCUCUCAGCUCCAGUACAAGCGACAGCACUGCGGGCCAGGCGACCAAAGCCACCGACUCGACAGCCGACGCAUUGACCAGAACCGCGCCAAGCUCGUCGGAGCGCGGGCGGGACGAAACGCUAACACAGGACGGCGUGCUGAAGCAUGUUGCGUCCAAGGACAAGACACCAGCGCGGGACAGAUCAAAAUCAGGUGUCGGUGUAGUUGAGCAUGUACCCACCAUACCCCUCUCACAGGGCAGCAAUGAAGCAACCGAGUUUGGACAGGGGCAAGUGUUCUCCGUCGGCAAAGGUCAAGACGUUGAGCAGUUUGUCAUGAAGGCACUGGAUCAUGGACACAAAAUUCGCUGGUCGUACCGCUGUGUACUGUUGAAAGGCCUGGACAUCAUCGAUGGUGUACUGGUCUUCACCGCGCACACCUUCUACAUUCUGCUUGGUGUCACGUUGUUACCAGAGGGACGCAUUGUUCUUAUCUCACAACCUGAGGCACAGAAAUUGCCGGACAUUGUGCCAAAGCAGCGUCGUACCAAUCCGGUAGUGCUGCCCGACGGACAGUUCAGUCUAGUGCGUUGUGCUUAUGAAGAUCUGAAAGAAAUCUACUGCCGCCGAUACUGUCUUGUGAACUGUGCUAUUGAGCUGUUCCAAGGUGAUGGACACAGUCACUUUCUAGCGUUCUCAAAGUCUGAGCAGAUGAAGGUCUACCAAAGGUUCAUCAGCCUUGGCAAGCACCUCGAUGAGACAGCUGAGCAAUCCUUACUGGGCAUGAAGAAAGAUGCUGAAGUGGAGUCGAGUUCAUUCUUGAACAGUCUCAUACACAGUGAUAAGAGAGUGACUGAUCGGUGGUUGCGUGACGAGAUCAACAAUUUCCAGUACUUGAUGUGUCUGAACACACUGGCCGGUCGUUCUUACAAUGAUCUGAUGCAGUACCCUAUCUUCCCAUGGAUACUGGCAGACUACAGUAGCCAGACAUUGGAUUUGAGCGACCCGAAGUCCUUCAGAGACUUGUCUAAGCCGAUGGGAGCGCAGACACCGGCACGUCUCAAGCAGUUUAGCCAGCGUUUCCGUGACUGGGAGGAUCCUGCUGUUGGCACAAAGCCGUACUACUACGGCACACACUACUCAUCAGCUAUGAUUGUGUCGUCGUACCUGAUACGCCUGGAACCGUUCACACAGCACUUCUUACGCCUGCAGGGAGGUCAUUUUGACCAUGCUGAUCGUAUGUUCCAUAGUAUGGAGGACCAGUGGGCCAGUGCAUCCGAGAUCAACAUGGCUGACAUCAAGGAGCUCAUCCCCGAGUUCUUCUAUCAGCCUGAUUUCCUGCAGAACAAGAACAAGUUCAAACUGGGUGUGAAGCAGAACCUGGAUGAGCUGGACAAUGUCAUUCUGCCGCUCUGGGCCAAAGGAGAUGCACACGAGUUCAUUCGUGUUCAUCGCGAGGCAUUGGAAUGUGACUACGUGACGUCACGGAUACACGAAUGGAUUGACCUGAUCUUCGGCUACAAGCAGCAGGGAAGCGCAGCGGUCGAAGCACAUAAUGUCUUCCACCACCUCUUCUACGAAGGAGCUGUCAAUAUUGAUGAGAUCACGGAUGAUUUGGAGAAGAAUGCCACCAUUGCUUUCAUCAACAACUUUGGGCAGAUGCCCAAACAGCUCUUCAAGAAGCCUCAUCCGCAAAAGAAAGUGAAGUCCCGAGCACCAGCUGUACCAGGUACAGUAGGGCCAUCCUCGACAGCGAGUGUUGUUCUCGGUGGUGCUGCUACUGGCGGCAGUGCUACUGCUGCUGCUGGCGUUAAUGCUUCCCCGGCGUCCGCGGACGCACUGUCCCAGGCAUCCACAGCGAGUGCGGUUUCCAGUGGUAGUGCCCCUCUGACCAUGUCCAUAGCUGGCACGUCUGCCACGGAUCGCCUGUUCUACCGCAAUCUACAACGUCUUCAGCCGAGCCUGCAGCCUGUCAAGGAAUUGCAAGGACCAGUUGGUUGUAUAAUUCUCAAUGACAAGGAUAAGUCUAUUGUUGGCAUCGAGAGAAAUCGGGUUCUUGUUCCGCCGGCAUAUAACCGUUACCUAGCGUGGGGAUUCCCCGACUUCAGUUUACGCUCCAGCUCCCUUGAAUCAGACAAGGCUGUGACCGUGUACGAAGGCUUACAUACUGGUCAGAUAACCUGUGUAGUUUGUCCUGACCCGAAGACAGUCAUCACUGGGGGAGAGAGCACGGUGCUGUGUGUAUGGCAGUUAGUUGCAUCAUCAGGCAAAGAGAAGGGCAGGCAGCUUGCUCUCAAAGAGGUCCUGUACGGUCAUUCGGCUCCCAUCACGUGUCUCCAAGCCAGCACUACCUACAGCGUCAUAGUCAGCGCUGCACAGGAUGGUACAUGCUUCAUCUGGGAUCUCCAGCGUCUGGCGUUCAUUCGUCAACUGCAAGUUCAUCGCCAUCCCGUAGAAGCUAUCUGUAUCAAUGACUUGACGGGUGACAUAGUGACGUGUGCAAACACCACCUUAGCAUGGUGGAGUAUCAACGGUGAUCUACUGGGCAGAGAGACAAUGCCAAGUGCUGACGGACAUGCCAUCACCUGCUGUACUAUGUCUGAGCUGUGCGUUUGGGACAGCGAGAAUGUGAUAGUCACUGGCUCAAUGGAUGGUGUAGUGCGGUUCUGGAGUCUUGGGUUUCGUGACCUGCACUACAGCAGCAGCAAGACUGCCAACCAGCUAGCGGACUUGUCACGUGUGAAUAGCAGUGCCUUAUCAGAGUACAGCACAAACACUGCAAGCCAUACGCCAUCUCCUAGUAUGCCUUCGCCAGCGCCAUCACUACCACAACAACAACAACAACAACAGCAGCAGCAGCAAGAAGAAGAAGAACAAGAAGACGACGGCGCACACGUAGCGUCUUCAUCACCGACCAGCGGCAGUGGUAUGGCUAGGGCGGUGUCACCUUUCUUCAAGACGAAACCGUCCGGACAUACUCUGGACAAUCCAGUCCUGCGCCAUCGCCGGCCCACCAGCACUCUGAAAACGACCCUAUCGGCAGAGAACCUGCAAACACCAGACAAUAUACAAAAAGUGAGGAACACAGCAUCCACUGCAUCACUCUCAUCCAUGUCCGCUGAUGAUGUCACAUCACCAGCAGUUGUCGUGGCAAUGCCAGCUGUUGCGGCCGGUUCCCACGACUACGGCGUGGCAAGGCGUGGACUCUCGUCGGCCGGUGCGGCAGCUGUUACGUCCAGUGCUGGUGGUGGUGGUGCUGGUGGUGCUGUCGUCAGCGUUGGUGGUCGUGAUUGCGGAGGUAGUGCUGCAAUGACCGAUACGAUCACACAUGCAACCAGUGAUACUCUUGAUGACACCGAGACUACUACCACUACCACCACUGCUGCUGCUGCUGCUGCUACUGCUACUACUGGUGGUAGCGAUGGCCUAAACCCGAGCGUUGACCCUGUAACUUCUGCAGCUUCGGCAUCCUCUUCUCCUACCACUACGCAUACCAAGCUAGUCAUACCCACUGAUAGCCCGCAUGAUGGCGAUGCUGAAAAGAAGAAGAAGAAAGAGGAGGAGAAGAAUAAGGGAAAGGGGAAUCGCAAAGACGGAAAACAGGGUGGUCGUUGGCAACGUCGUCUCAUACUGCGUGCUCGCCUAACCAUGCACACAGCCUUUGAUCGCGUCGACAACAAGUUUCCGGCUGCAAUCACGUCGCUUCAUAUCACUAGGGAUCAUCGUCGAUUGCUAGUAGGUGAUUACCGUGGUCGAAUCUACAGUUGGUCUGUCCCAGAAGCACAUGGCAAGGUAGCUGAUCACUGGGUGCCUGAUGAUGUGGCUGACUUUUGCUCAGCAUGCCAGGUCAAGUUUAGUCUAACUGAGCGAAGGCACCACUGCCGCAACUGUGGCAAAGUCUUCUGUGGAAAGUGCAGCAAGUUUGAAUCGGAGAUCCCAGAGAGGGGUAUUCAACGCUUGGUACGCGUCUGCGAGGCGUGUUACAUCAUCCUGAAGGGAAACCUUGCUAUGCCCAUUUACUAGUCACUCAGGAUCAAGCAAGUGAAAAGUGGUCGUCUUCUAGCAUCGUGACUGACAUUGUCACUCACUCUCCCCCGACCGUGCCUGACAUUGUCACUCACUCUCCCCCGACAUCAGCUUCUCAACCGUUGUAACAGUCUAGCCAUACCUGCUACACAUGCUUCACAUGUCUCAUAAUCAUGCUGAACUGAGACGGAUGAGAGAGAGAGAGAGGGAGUAUGCGCUGUGUGCGCAUAGUCACCUGCACAGUUCUUGCAGCUGCAAGAGGUGUGGCAACUCCUACACACCCGCCCCAGCACACCUCCAGCACAGCUCCAGCACAACUCCAGCACUCCUCUACUUCCAAUGCUUUCUGCUGAUCUCUCCUGAAAUAUAGAGAUAAGCUGUACUAGUCCAAGUGCCCCCCCCCCUUCUCUCUCUCUCUCUCUCUCUCUCUCUCUCUCUCUCUCUCUCUCUCUCUCUCUCUCUCUCUCUCUCUCUCUCUCUCUCCCCUUUAUCAUGCUAUCGGAUACUGCAUUUGCCAGUAGAAAAUUCUCCGAAAGCUGUUUAGAGUCGUGGAAAACAGCACAGCGAGCCAUCUUCAUGUUUUGUAUCCACAUCAACGCUUCCUCUUCGUGCAUUGCCUGGCAUUAUGCACAGCCUGGCAAUGUGCACAGCCCGGCAUUGUGCCCAGCCCGGCAUUGUGCCCAGCCCGGCAUUUAUCUCUCAUGACAUGUGCAGUGUUUUGCUGAGAGUUUUACGUGUAUUGUGUAAUACCCGGCGGCACCUAUACUUUAACAGCAGACUGGUGUGGUGAUUCAGGGUAUCUGUCAACUCCGAUUCUACUGCCCAUCACACUGGAACAGCGGCGUGCACAGUCUAUUCUAUAAUAAUUAACAGCUACAUACCUCAUGCAACUCUAUGCUAUGCCACACACACACACACACCAACCUUUUUUUUACAUAGUUUUAUCAUCUCAUGCCCUCAAGCUUGUGUGUACAUACGCCACCCUCCCGUCCAUGGAUGGUCGCUUGUUGGCAUGGUUUAUAGUGGAGCAUUGCUUGUUGGCAUGGUUUCUAGUAGAGCAUUGCUCCUCUGCUAUAUAUCAUAGUGUUUGCCCGAUGUGCAAUUGUUGGGAACUGCGUAAACAUUUGUGUGUGUGUGUGUGUGCGUGCGUGCGUGCGCGUGUGUGUGUGUGUGUGUGUGUGUGUGUGUGUGUGUGUGUGUGUGUGUGUGUGUGUGUGUGUGUGUGUGAGUGAGUGUUGGGGCAUACCCACUGCUGUUGUUGCUGCUGAUCAUGUUGCGUGAAUUUGUCCAUUUUUAUGCUCUCUUUUAUUCAACUCUUUAAUUAUUGUGUGAACGUGUGUUUAUUUUCGCGCUAUUUUCUCUCUCCGACAUAGAUUAUACAUGUCAAUAUACAUGUAGAUUCGUAUGAUACCGUACAGCAACCGGUAAACAUCUCAAUGUUGCCAGAGCG
This is a messenger RNA of Sycon ciliatum, 15391 nucleotides long. RefSeq names its product WD repeat and FYVE domain-containing protein 3-like. The record is from RefSeq and is a predicted model, not a curated record. Bases 295 to 13938 code for a protein of 4547 amino acids. The transcript is spliced from 76 exons. NCBI's taxonomy places the organism in Eukaryota, Metazoa, Porifera, Calcarea, Leucosolenida, Sycettidae. Gene Ontology annotation, molecular function: protein binding; metal ion binding.